Cetraspora pellucida is the source of this 1662-nucleotide messenger RNA. Lineage: Eukaryota; Fungi; Glomeromycota; Glomeromycetes; Diversisporales; Gigasporaceae. The record is from the annotation of a GenBank genome assembly.
GCUCUAGCGUAUUUUGGGCCCCGUGAGGAGACACUAGAGGGUGCGAUUAAAGACGUUGAUAUCAUUUUUAAUCCACCAUCGGACUCUGAGGGGUUUCUCGAUUAUCCAAAUAUAUAUCCCGUUACUGGAGAUUCCACCAAACCAACACAUUACAAAUUACUCGUAGUAAUAACUUCUCAGAUCGAUGAAAUUCGGUCGAGAAAAUUAUUAAGGGAAUAUUUGUUCGGCAUUAAAGAUAAUAUAAGACCAUGUAUGGAAAAAAAUGGGGAAAUAUAUUACAGAUUUUUACUGAAGCCUUAUCAACAAGCUGAUAAGAAAGUAUUGAGAGAUUUUACUGCGGAAGCUGUGGAAUAUGAUGAUAUUGAGGAGUUUCCGAAUCAAUCAAAUAUCAAUUGGCAAAAAACUGUUCUUACUUGGAUCCAAUCACUUGAGAAACAAGAAAUCACAUUCGACUAUGCAAUAAUUAUGGAGGACCAAUCAAUUGUCAACCUUCGUAAACUUCUGACUAUUCUGGAUUCAUCUGUAAUCAACACUCAAACCUUGACACCUAGACAAAAAUCCAAUUUAGUAUGGGGUAGUUUCGAUAUCAAUACGAAUGACGAUAUGUUUAUAAUUCUCGGCCAAGAGUCUAUAGUUACCUUACUUGAUCUUAAUUAUUUCAUAAAAGUAGAAGAAACUAACAAUACGAAACGAAAAAAACAACCUCCUAAGCUCAUAACUCAGGCGUAUCGCUAUUUUAUCCAGCCAAACCGUAUUGAUGAAAGCGAUUUAUUUUUCAUAAAUGACAAAGUUGGACUGAUUGAAUGGCCGAACGCCAUCGAGAUGGUUCCAAAAGAAACAACAAUAGGAGUAGGACACGUUUACUUAGAAAGUGAAAAGAGAAACGUUUUCUCACAUUUGUCGAUUUCUAAAAUCACAGCCUGCUACCCCGUUCCACAUAGGAGUGACAAAUUAUCCAUAGCAGUUGUAUCAAGCAGUUUCGUGUAUGACAACAUGUGCAUGUUUCCAGUAGCAUACAUUCUAGCAGAAAAUAAACGCGAAUAUGCUAGGAGACAUGGAUAUUCAUUUGUGGGCCGCUCUGAAGAAUUUGAUCAACAAGCACAUUACAAGCACCGACGUACUGUCUGGGGGAAGAUUGAUUCGAUUGAAAAAAUUUUACCACACUACGAUUGGGUGUUUUGGCUGGAUAUGGACACUGUCAUUGCCAAUCAGUCUAUUUCUGUUGAAUGGUUAUUUGAGAAAUUUACUGAAAUGGUUGGAGGAAAGGAUAGUUUUAGCAAGAUUCAUUUAGUGGUUGCCAGACCUAAACAGGACGCUACUAUAAAUGCAGGAGUUUUCAUGAUUAGGAAUUCAAACUGGAGUCGAAAUUUUUUAAGGGCAACACAAGCACGAAAGGAUCUUUACCAUAACAGACAGAUGGAGCAACGUGCGAUGUGGGAACUCUUGAUUAGUCCGGAUUAUAAAGAUGGGACACUUCUCCUUGAUAAAGAUGAUCAUACUUUCAAUACAUUCCCACAUAUAUACGUUCCAGGUGAUUUUGUAGUUCACUGGGCACCGGAUGAUUGUCCCGUAAAACCCAUUUUGGAUGCGAUUGGAAAGUUUAGACAAUAUGAAAUGGAUAGAGAAUUCAAGUUCACACUUAAACAUGCCCCUGACCACUAA